This is a messenger RNA of Botrytis byssoidea, 903 nucleotides long. RefSeq lists its product as uncharacterized. The record is from RefSeq and is a predicted model, not a curated record. Bases 1 to 903 code for a protein of 300 amino acids. The transcript has a single exon. Lineage: Eukaryota; Fungi; Ascomycota; Leotiomycetes; Helotiales; Sclerotiniaceae.
AUGGCAGCUAUUCAAUUAUCAUUCUCUCUCCGUGUUUCUUCCAGUGUUAAGACCGUUCAUUUGCUUGGUAGCUGGGAUAACUAUGCUGGUCAACUUCCGCUCGCUAAAGACAAGACUUCUUCAAAAUCAGGUAGCUGGAAAGGUACUUUCAGAUUUCAAGGCACCACUCUUCAACCAGGUCAAAGAUAUUGGUAUUACUACAUCAUCGAUGGAUACCACGUCUCACACGACCCUGCCGUCUCAUCAACUACCGAACCAACUACCGGUCGCGUCUUGAACAUCCUCGAUGUCCCUGUCGAGAAGUCCUCAAGCCGAUCAUCCAAGUCCAGUUCAUCAAGCUCCAAGCAUUCUUCCAGCUCAUCAUCUAAGCACUCUUCCAGUUCCAAAUCAUCACACUCUUCUCAUUCAUCUUCCCGCAGAGAAUCCCGCCGCGACUCACAUCUCAGUGUUGACAUUCCCAAAGGUCGACCCCUCUCCAUCUCUCAAAUCAAAUCACCUAAACCCAUGUCUCCACACGCCACCAAGCACAUCCUCGAAGCUGAUUACGCUGCUGGUCCAACUGUCGAUGAAUUGACCGCACGCUUUGGUGCUACUACCAUGGAUGAGUACGAUUAUGAUUACGAUCUUCCAGGCUCACCAUCUUCAUCUGUUGGCUCCACCAUCUCUGACACCAGUGGCACAAGCUCGCCAUCUUCAGCUUCGAGCAUGAGCGAUUAUUCAUCAGGUUCUAAUACAUCAUCCUGCACCUGUGAGAGAUAUGGAAUUACGAGAAAGGGGGAUAGAAUCAAGUUGGAUUGUGGGGGUUCCCGAUGCGGAUCCAGCGAUUCAGAGUCCUGUAGCUCAGAGGAUGAGGCUGAUUACUCACGAUCAUCCCGCAGAAAUGGAAUCGUUGUCCGUCGAUGA